Molecule: messenger RNA, 925 nt
Organism: Linum trigynum
Lineage: Eukaryota; Viridiplantae; Streptophyta; Magnoliopsida; Malpighiales; Linaceae
Source: the annotation of a GenBank genome assembly
GAAAUCUUGUUGGUUUUGUCGGUGGAUCAUCGUCAGCAAUGAGCUUGCCUAGGAUAAAGAACAGUCGAUCGCUUGAUUGCUUAUAUGGUGACUGGUGAGUAACUACCUCUAUUUCAUUUUUUUUUCUACUUUUAGGGUGUCAGGUGAUGCUCAAACUUUGAUUUAUUUUUUAUGGAUUCUUCGGCUGCAAGAACAUCUCGACGAUGAACUUGCCAGAGAAGGGUUGUCCGCUGACUGGUUUAGAUGUCGGUUUUAUGCACUGUGUUACCUAAGAAAGUCAAUUUUUACGUACCCAUGUUUGUGUUUAUUCUUUCUUUCCUUUAUGGGUUUUGGUUUAUACUCAAACUUGAUUUCCUUAAUGGAUUUAUUCGCUGUAGGAACCAUGUUGACACCGGGCUUGCCUAGGGGGAGGAGGGUUGUCCACCGGCUGAUUUGUUAGAUGAUGAGUUUCUAUGCUUCAUUUGUGUUACCCAGAAACGCUGGUUUUUGAAGAUAAAGGAAGAAGAGGAUGGAAGAAGAUUUGGUGAGUUUAUGUACUAAGAUUCUUCCAAUGGAUAUGGUGAGGCACUUCAUGCAGAUUGAUAUUGGCAACGAUCUGCUGGUGACAAUGGCAGAGCGAUGGCGCCCCGAAACACAUAUGUUCCACUAUCCGGAGGAGGAAAUAACGAUCACCCUCAGAGACGUUGUCAUCCUCACCGGGCUGCCGGAGAGGCCAUCAUCGACCACUCGAGAAAACCUAAAGAAGGUUGGAGGCCACUGAUUCUCUAGCGUAUGGGGUUCAACAUGCCGCCCCAAACUGAAGUCAAAGGACAUGGGCAUCCAGCGCUGAAUGUGAGGCAAGUAUCGAUCUGUGGCUCGUUGAUCGCAUCCAAAAUGCGGUUCAUAUCGGCCCAAACACCCCCGAAGAUAAAGUGGAGCGGUAUGC